AUUUCACGGGAACUGCACUCGCCAAUCAAAAACCACAACAAACACUUCCCUCGAUUAACGACUAAUGGGACAAACACAAUCAAUAUACACGAUGGACGAUAAGGUUAUCAGAGAAUGGAAAUCUGUAGAGUUAAGUAACCGAUUCAUUUGGUGGAAAACAACGAAACGAUGACGACGUCGUGGAUGACCAACCGGGUGAUAAUUGUACUUUUUUGGAUGAGCUUAAUAGCGGGGAUUCCACGCUCCGCUACCGCUGGAAAUGUUUUGGCCGUCUACCCGCACUUCGGCUUCAGCCACUUCAAGGUGGUGAUGCCCAUACUCAAUGAGUUGGCUAAACGUGGUCACCAGAUCACGGUGAUCUCAUACGUGAAGAAUCCCCAGGCCAAGGAGCUGCCCAACUACGAGGAGCUACUCAUCACCGCCGCCGACGAGGAUCAGUCGAGUACGACCAUUAAUUUGGUGCCUCUGUCGGAGAAUACAGCCACCAGAUCGUUGGAUGUUCUGUUCCGGGAGUACUUGGCUCUCCACGAAGAAGGUCAGGAGACGUGUGAACGACUCUACGGUAGUGGUCAUGUCCAGACAGUACUUGAAAGGCAUAAAAAGAAGCCAUAUGAUCUGUUACUCACAGAGUACUUCAACUCGGACUGUCAACUGGCCUUGGCCAAGUUAAUGGAGCUGCCGAUCAUAGGCCUAAGUACUUGCGCUCUGAUGCCGUACUACUACGAUCGCAUCGAUCUGCCGGAUACACCUUCCUUCAUCCAAUCGGAGUUUGUGGGCUUCGCCGGUUCUCUCAAGUGGCAUGAACGGCUCGUCAACUUCAUUCAGGCCAAGAUGCUGAAGCUUCUCUACAAAUACCAUUCCAAUGCAGCCGAUAAUGCCUUGAUAAAGAAGCAUCUUGGCGUGGAAAUAGACACUGAGGAGGUAGCCCGCCAGCAAACUGCUUUUAUUUUUGGGAACCAGCACUACUCCCUGAUGGGAAGUAGGCCGCAAUCCCUCCAGUUUGUAGAGGUGGGUGGAGUCCACAUUACCAAGAAGGCGGAAAAAGAGCUUCCAGAGAGUAUUGCCAAGUUCCUAAAUGAAUCAGAGGGAGUCCUUUUCAUCAGUUGGGGUUCCAUGGUUCGGGCUUCAAGCAUAGACGAGGACAAACUGGAAGCCAUCAUAAGAGUCCUCACUGAGCAGGACUUGAAAGUGAUUUGGAAAUGGGAGGCUGACGAAACCCCCAAAGUCGACGCUUCCAAGUUUCUGUUUGUCAAAUGGGCCCCCCAAUUAGCUCUCCUAUGUCACCCGAAAGUAAAAUUAUUUUGGUCUCAUGGAGGAUUACUUGGAACUACAGAAUCUGUCCAUUGCGGCAAGCCCUUGCUGGUCACUCCCAUCUAUGGAGAUCAGUUUUUAAAUGCCUUUUCAGUUCAAAAUCGCGGAAUGGGCCUCAAACUGGACUAUGAAGAGAUUACGAUAGAGAACCUACAAAAAGCUUUUAGUAAGCUUAGUGACACUAGUUUUUCAGAACGUUCUAUGGAGAUCUCUAAGAUCUUCAAUGAACGACAACAAACGCCUCUGGAACUGGCUGUUUGGUCUGUGGAACAUGUCAUAAAGAACGGCUUAGUGGCCGCUAAACUCCUACAAUCUCCAGGAAUAGAACUGAAUGGCUUUGUCUACCACUCACUAGACAGCAUACUCCUCCUAUUAGCCAUUCUUCUAGCCCUAAUCCUAGCUGUGACCUUCUCUUGUGGAGGCAAGUCAUCGAAGAGUGGAAAUAAAAAGUCUGGCAAGAAGACUAAGAGAUCCUGAAGGCAGGCCAAAUUAUUACACAUCCAAUUCAUGACAAUUUAUAAAAGAUAAAUAUAUAUAUUAAGCAUUAGUAAAAA
Molecule: messenger RNA, 1865 nt
Organism: Drosophila ananassae
Lineage: Eukaryota; Metazoa; Arthropoda; Insecta; Diptera; Drosophilidae
Gene: Ugt36A1
Product: UDP-glucosyltransferase 2
Exons: 3
Coding region: 169-1788 (539 amino acids)
Molecular function (GO): UDP-glycosyltransferase activity
Source: RefSeq, a predicted model, not a curated record